UGGCCUUCACCAAGGCCAGGGUCGAGGAGCUGGAGCGGGAGCAGAAGCGGAACCGGCGGCAGCAGAAGCUCCUGGUGGUGCUGCGCAACGUUGCCCUGGGGCUGCUGCUGCUCUGCACCCCCCUGCUGUCCUUCGACGCGGUGCGGGAGGCGCUGGGGGUGACACAGGAGGGCCACCUCGUCCCCUGCCUGGCCACCGUCCUGCUGGUGUGCCAGGUGGCCGCCUGGGCCUCCGAGCGCUCCGGCCACCACCUGGCCACCGCCUUGGACCAGCAACGUCACCAACUGACCCGUUACCGUCACCUGGCCGACGCCACCCCCCCCCCAAUGUCCCCAAGACAAAUGGGAGGUCUCGGUGGCCCAACGGAGGCUGGAGGAGGUGGCCGACCAGUUGCGGCAGCUACUGGGAGCACUGGAGGACGACCUGCAGGACGCCCGCGGCUUCCCCGCCACCACCCGCGCCUUGGGGACAGCCGCGGUGGCCUUGGGGACGGUGACCCAGGACGAGGAGGCGACGCGGAGGCUGGCGGAGGCGCUGCGGGUGCUGCCCGGGGAGGUGGUGGGGCAGCCGUAGCCCCCCCGGUGACCUUGGGGACAGCGGUGUCACCCGGGGGCGUCCUGGGGUCCCCCUGGUCCUUUUUGGGGACUCUGAGGUGGCCUUUUGGGGACAGGGAGGGUGGCACUGUCCUUUGUCUCCUCGCCCCAAUAAAUAAAUAAAGCUUAAGGGUGCGCCCAGGCUCUGGUUCGUCACUUGGGGGGGUGGGGACGUCCUUGAGGACAAGGGGACGUGUCCUUGAAUUGUCCCCACCGCCGGGAUUGUCCCCGACAGCCUCCAGGAUCCCCCCGUUGGAUGUCCCCAGGCUGUGGGGGACAAGGGAUUUACUGAAAUCUGUGAUAAACGCGGAAUUUGGGGCAAGCCAGCCUGAGACGCGACGCCUGGACCAGCUGAGGGGCCCUGAGGGUUGUCACCCCCCUGCCACCCGCGAUGUGGACGUCGGAUGUCACCGGGGCCACCAGCCCCACUGAGGUGUCCCCGGAGCUGCUGAAGCCGCUGGUGGACGUGGUGGCCACCAUGGGCAAGCUGGGGGCCACCAGCGGGCACAUUCCCCUGGCCAAGCCGUGGGAAUCGCUGCGGGGUGGCCUCCUCACCUUCAGGGCCGGCGUGCGCGAGGCCGUGAUCCACCGCGAUGGGGAGGCCGCCCGCCUGCGCCGAGCCCUGGCCACCACCGCCACCGAAGGGCCCGGUGUCCCCGCGGCCACCGCGGUGGCCACCGUCAGCGGCUGGCUGAAGGCGGUGGCCACCGUGGAGGCCGCCUGGGCCAAGCUGAAGGCGGAGGCCACCGGCCUGAAGGACGCCUGCGCGGUGGUCGCCGAAACCGGGGCCACCGCCGGGGCCACCGCCGGGGCCGCCAUGGGCAAGCUGGCGGAGGCGAUUGCCCGGGAGGACGAGGCCUGCAAGAAUCUGCGGGCUGCCACCCACCUCCUGCCGCUGGCCUUGGAGCCCACCGAGCCGGCCGAGAAGAUGGAAGCCCACGACGCGCGGCUGGCGGGGGCCCAGGCGGGGCUGCAGGCGGCCAGCAAGGCCACCGAGGAGGAGGCGGUGGUGGUGGCGCACAAGAUGAAGGCCAAGGAGUGGGGACAGCGCGCGGCGGUGGCCUGUGAGCUUUUGGGGCAGCUGGUGGUGGCCUGUGACGGCGCCCACCGCUACUACUGCCACCUGCAGCGCCGCCUCAAGGACAUCGAGGCCAUGGUGGGCCCCGAGGCCACGCAGGGGGACGCGGGCAGCCCCAAAGGGCUGGCGGAGGCGGUGGCGGUGGCCGAGGCUCUGUGGGUCGCCAGUGCCCGCCUGGCCCAGGAGCACCUCCUGGGGAUGCUGAAGGUGGUCCACGUGCUGCUGACCACCGGUGGCACCACCGAUGGCACCGCCGAAGCCACGGACCUGGCCCGGCGCUGCCAAGAUGCCACCACCGCCCUCCCGGGGCUGCUGCCACCGGGGCUCGCGUAGGGGACGGUGGCUUUGGUGGCACCCAAAGGCAAUGGGUCAUGGAGCAGGAGCGUUUUGGGUGGAAAAGGGGCCUUCAAGGACACCAAGGCCAGGCUGAGCCAUGUCCCCUAGAGCCACGUCCCCCAGUGCCACCUCCCUUAGAGCCAAAUCCCUUAGUGCCACGUCCCCCAGUGCCACGUCCCCUAGCGCCACAUCCUUUAGUGCCUUAUUGGCAAAAAAUUGAUUGAUUAAAUUGAUUAAAAAAACGGGACGUGGAGCGAUAAAAUGAGAAACCGAUGGACAAAAAUCAAUAAAAAGGAGAAAUAGUUUGAAAAAGUUUGAAAUAGUGAUGAAAUAGUUUGAAAGAGUGAAGUGGUAAAUUGCUUGUUGAAAACGAUAAAUCGAUGAAAAUGAUAAAUUGUUGAAAAUGAUAAAUUGUUGAUAAUGAUAAAUGGAUGAAAAUGAUGAUAAAUCGAUUGAUAAAAGUGA
Anas platyrhynchos (mallard) is the source of this 2472-nucleotide messenger RNA. NCBI's taxonomy places the organism in Eukaryota, Metazoa, Chordata, Aves, Anseriformes, Anatidae. The record is from RefSeq and is a predicted model, not a curated record.